This is a messenger RNA of Dentiscutata erythropus, 1404 nucleotides long. NCBI's taxonomy places the organism in Eukaryota, Fungi, Glomeromycota, Glomeromycetes, Diversisporales, Gigasporaceae. The record is from the annotation of a GenBank genome assembly.
AUGUCACGAAAAAAACAUUCAACUUUUAAUGACAGCAAAGCAGUUUUUCCUGUAUCAGUGGAUCGUGUGGUUUCUUAUUCCUUAGCAAAAUUAAUUAUGAGAGAUUCUAAAAAGUUAAACCUUCUUUCAAUAGAUCCAACAAUAGGUGAUUCAAUUAAGAAUUAUCGAUGUAAUUGUAUGGAUCCUAUUUUUAAUAUUGAUGAUUAUGGAAAUCAAAUAUUUAAACAAAGCGUACCAGAAGAGCAUUUAUUAAUAGCGACUUAUCCAGGUGCAAAUGGAUGUCUAUCUCCUCUCACUGAAUUUAUUUGUACAACUCGUGGAACUAAAUGGAGACUUUUUCACGCAAUGUCUUCAAUUUGUCAACAACUUAGAAUGAUUUAUGUUGAUAUGGGUGGCUAUGAUUCUUGGUCAAAUGCCGGUCUUCAAACUUAUACUGAACCUCAAAUGCAAGAAUUAGAAUGGGAAGCAAAAAAUCUUGCCACUUUAAUUCGUUCUCAAAUUUCUUUAAAUACAUUUAUGUUAUCGCGUGGAGAAAUAGGAUUAAAUACUAUAUUAAAUGCUUUGACGAGUCAAGUUACUUCAUUAAGAUAUGUUGAAUUUAUUAAUUUUGACACUGAACUUUCUCAAUGGGGUUCUCUUGAAAAGUUAAUUGAAUUUAUCGGAUUAAAAACCUUGAAAUUCAUAUCUUGUAAACUUAGUGACAUUUUAAUGAAACCUUUAGUUUCAAAUCCUAUUUCACUUUUUCGAUUAACGACAAUUGAAAUGAGUGAUUCUACAUCAUCUCCAGAAAUAGUUUUAAAGCUAAUUGAAGAUUCUGGUUCUUCGCUUAAAUCUUUAACCUUGGGCGAUCAUCAUAAUAAGGAAGGUUCAGACUCUACUUGUAAUAUUAUUGAAACAAUUGCAAAAUAUUGCCCAAAUCUUGUGAAUUUCUCUUCUAUUGUUUCAAUUGGUGAAAUCCCACAACUUUUAACCCUUUUUACAUUUUGUCCACAACUUGAAUCUGUAACCUUACGACAGCCUUUGGAAGAAACAAAUCUUGUGAUAGAGGAUAUAAAUUGGUUAUUUGAUCAGAUGGGUGAAUUGCAACUUUUAAGAAAACUUCGACAUUUGGCAAUUCAAGCUCCUUGGUCGUUUCUUCCUCAUUCUUUGAAUGAUUUUCUUGUGAAUUCAAAUCCACCAUUAAGAUCUUUGGAAUUAUCCUGCUCUCAUUGCUUUUCAGAUGCUCAUUUAGAUGUGAUUUUGAAAUGUUUGGGGAAGAAUUUGAAGAAAUUUAAAUUGAUAACUUGUAAGGAAAUUGAUGAUAACCGAAUUAUUGAUGCUUUGGCAACUAUCGAAGAUUUCGAUUUUAAACCAUUCAUACCGGCUCACGGAUCUUGCCAAUUUAAUCAUUUACAUAUGAAAUAA